Colletotrichum destructivum is the source of this 2619-nucleotide messenger RNA. RefSeq names its product Putative AAA+ ATPase domain, RNase L inhibitor RLI-like, possible metal-binding protein. The transcript is spliced from 3 exons. The coding region runs from base 310 to 2136 and encodes 608 amino acids. Gene Ontology annotation, biological process: translational initiation; translational termination; ribosomal subunit export from nucleus. The record is from RefSeq and is a predicted model, not a curated record. Gene Ontology annotation, molecular function: ATP binding; ATP hydrolysis activity; ribosomal small subunit binding. NCBI's taxonomy places the organism in Eukaryota, Fungi, Ascomycota, Sordariomycetes, Glomerellales, Glomerellaceae.
GUUUUCCUCGUCUCUGACACUUUGCAACAAAUUGUAACACCAAAAUAUUUUUCUUCCCUCCGUCACCCUCAGAAGGCCAGGUCGCGACGCCUCGACAAUCCCUCGCCGAAUUCCCGGUCCUGUUGCUUUUCUCUGACCCUUCUCCUCGAUUCCGCCCGCCUCCAACCACCAUCCGUCAACUGCCUCCCAGCCGCCCGCGGUCCGCCUUUUCUUCCUAUUCAUUGUUUGUGCCGAAUCUGCGCGCAAAAAUCACAGCCCCACCAUCCCAUCGUUAACCCCGCCCUCGAUCAGUCGGGCACCAUCAUCACCAUGUCGGACAAACUCACCCGUGUCGCUAUUGUCAACAGCGACAAGUGCAAGCCCAAGAAGUGUCGUCAGGAGUGCAAGAAGUCCUGCCCCGUCGUCCGCUCCGGAAAGCUCUGCAUCGAAGUCAGCCCCGAGUCCCGCAUCGCUUUUCUCUCCGAGUCACUAUGCAUCGGUUGCGGUAUCUGCCCCAAGAAGUGCCCCUUCAGCGCCAUCACGAUCAUCAACCUGCCCACGAACCUUGAGACCCAGGUAACCCACCGCUACUCUGCCAAUAGCUUCAAGCUUCACCGUCUGCCCAUGCCCCGUCCCGGAAAUGUGCUGGGUCUCGUCGGAACCAACGGUAUUGGAAAGAGUACCGCCUUGAAGAUUCUCAGUGGCAAGCUCAAGCCCAACCUGGGUCGCUACGACAACCCCCCUGACUGGGAGGAUGUCAUCAAGCACUUCCGUGGCUCCGAGCUUCAGAACUACUUCACCAAGCUCCUGGAGGAUGACCUCAAGGCCGUCGUCAAGCCCCAGUAUGUCGACCAAAUCCCUCGAGCCGUCAAGGGCCCCCAGAAGAGCGUCCAGCACUUGAUCGACGCCGUCAGCACCCUCGGCAACAAGAAAGAGGUCUGCGACACCCUGGAACUCAACCACAUCAUGGAUCGCGAGAUCAACUUCUUGUCCGGUGGAGAGCUGCAGCGUUUCGCCAUCGGUACUGUCUGUGUCCGCAAGGCCGAUGUGUACAUGUUCGACGAGCCGUCCUCCUACCUCGAUGUUAAGCAGAGAUUGGCGGCUGCCCGUAUCAUCCGCUCUCUUCUCCGCGACGACGACUACAUCAUCGUCGUCGAGCACGACUUGUCAGUCCUCGACUAUCUCUCCGAUUUCAUCUGCGUUUUGUACGGCAAGCCCGCCAUCUAUGGUGUUGUCACUCUGCCCCAGUCCGUCCGUGAAGGUAUCAACAUCUUCCUUGACGGUCACAUCCCCACCGAGAACUUGCGUUUCCGUGACGAAUCUCUCACCUUCAAGCUGUCUGAGGGUGCCGACGAAUUCAUAAACGACAAGUCUCGCGCCUUCAAGUACCCCAAGAUGCAAAAGACUCUGGGCAACUUCAAGCUGAGCAUCGAGUCGGGUGACUUCACCGACUCUGAGAUCAUCGUCAUGAUGGGAGAGAACGGAACCGGAAAGACGACCUUUUGCCGUCUCCUUGCCGGUGCCCUGAAGCCUGACACCAAGGCUGCCGUCCCCGAGAUGAAGAUCAGCAUGAAGCCCCAGACCAUCACCCCCAAGUUCGAGGGUACCGUCCGCCAGCUCUUUUUCAAGAAGAUCAGAGCCUCCUUCCUGUCGCCCCAGUUCCAGACCGAUGUCGUCAAGCCCCUGAAGCUCGAUGACUUCAUCGAUCAGGAGGUCAAGAACUUGUCCGGUGGUGAAUUGCAGCGUGUCGCCAUUGUACUUGCCCUUGGCAUGCCCGCCGACAUUUACCUCAUCGAUGAGCCUUCCGCCUACCUCGAUUCCGAGCAGCGUAUCAUCGCUUCCCGCGUCAUCAAGCGCUUCAUCAUGCACGCUAAGAAGACCGCCUUCAUCGUUGAGCACGACUUCAUCAUGGCCACCUACCUGGCCGACCGCGUCAUCGUCUUCGACGGUCAGCCUGGUAUCGACGCCCACGCUAACAAGCCCGAGUCUCUCUUGACUGGCUGCAAUACUUUCCUCAAAAACCUCGACGUCUCUUUCCGUCGCGACCCCACCAACUACCGCCCUCGUAUCAACAAGGCCAACUCUCAGUUGGACCAGGAGCAGAAGUCCAGCGGCAACUUUUUCUUCCUGGACAACGACGACGACAAGACGAGUUGAAGAGGGCAUCCCUAAGGAUAUCUUCCCUCGUCACGAUGCAUUCGACUCAGGCGUUCAGGGCGUUCAAAAGGGGCAUAAGCGGCAGCUGGGGAGGCGCGCUUCCGGCGGUCAGGAUUAUGGUUUCGGUUUAGAGGACGAGGCCGGCGCGUCCAAGGACGACGCCGACGGAUAACAAUGGCGACGGCAGUCUAUCCCCUGUUGCCUGGUCCUACGGAGAUGCAUGGAUAUUUUAUGGUUUGCCCCCUCCCCUUGUUGGAUGGAAAAGGCGAAAGAACCGCUGGUCACGGACCAAGCUCUUCCGUCGGCCUCACUUAUUUCAUCUGGGGGCAGGCCGACUCCGUAGAUUGAGGGGCAACGGAUCAAGUAGGAUGACUGCCGUCAGUCUUUGCUACGCAAUUUUUUUUUGUAGCUAGACUCGUAGAUAACACUUGAACUCGCGAAAAAAGUAUACACGUCUCAAGCUAAGGAACACAAUACACAAGA